Closterium sp. Naga37s-1 is the source of this 1023-nucleotide messenger RNA. The record is from the annotation of a GenBank genome assembly. NCBI's taxonomy places the organism in Eukaryota, Viridiplantae, Streptophyta, Zygnematophyceae, Desmidiales, Closteriaceae.
AUGCUCCUUCGACCAUCUUCAAUCCGGCUAAGCUAUCUCACUCAAUUCGCACUGUGUUGUGCACGUACCACUCACUCACUCGCUCGCACUCGUGCCUUCCACUGCUUGCUUGCACUCGCUCCCUCCUCCUCCUCCUCUCGCCGCUCUCACGGGCGGCACCAAGGGACCCUCCCCAGGUGUGUGACAGCAGGCGACUGCCAGCGUAAGUGCUUCCCUCUGCCUACACCCCUCUGCCAGCACACCUACAGGGCGGCAGCAGCAGAAGGCAUGGAGGAGCAGUGGGAGCAGCGUGGCGAGCGGGAGAGGCGAGUGCUUCCCUCUGCCUACACCCCUCUGCCAGCACACCUACAGGGCGGCAGCAGCAGAAGGCUUGGAGGAGCAGUGGGAGCAGCGUGGCGAGCGGGAGAGGCGAGUGGUGGGAUGACGCACGCCUGGGCUGGCCCUGCUGACCACUGCGCUCGCCCAACCUCCCGGCAGCACCAGCGCGACCGACCGUGGCCUUCCCUCUGCCUACACCCCUCUGCCAGCACACCUACAGGGCGGCAGCAGCAGAAGGCAUGGAGAAGCAGUGGGAGCAGCGUGGCGAGCGGGAGAGGCGAGUGGUGGGAUGACGCACGGCCUGGGCUGGCCCUGCUGACCACUGCGCUCGCCCAACCUCCCGGCAGCACCAGCGCGACCGACCGUGGCGUCUCUGAGUGGCGCUGCGGCAGCAGGGGGAGUGUGGCGGCAAGGAGAGAGCCACGCCAUGCUUGGGCCACCUGUGUGCCUGCCCUCCCCACACCAGCAGCAGCAAGGCGGAGUGUGCCUGCCCUCCCCACACCAGCAGCAGCAGAGGCGAGCGGCAGCUGGGGAACAGUGGAGGGGCGAGGGAGUGGAGCAAAGAAAGGGGUCGGAGCAGAGGUGGGGAGAGUAGGAGGGGAGCAGAGGAGGGGAGCGGAGGAGGGGAGCAGGGAAGGGGAGAAGACGUGGGUAGAAGAGGAGGCGAGCAGAGGAUGGCAAGCAGAUGAAGGAGCGUGGAGGUGA